Molecule: messenger RNA, 1893 nt
Organism: Pieris macdunnoughi
Lineage: Eukaryota; Metazoa; Arthropoda; Insecta; Lepidoptera; Pieridae
Source: the annotation of a GenBank genome assembly
AUGCGCGCGCUCCAAAUUUUGACGUUAAGCAUUAUAUUUUUUCACGCGUGUGCCCAAGAGGUGUCGUUGGUGAAGCUGUGUACGCACUGCACAUGCAGUGAGAUCCCCGAUGUUGAUGGGACACAUUUAGUGCUGAACAUUCUGUGCUCCGAACUGGAUAAGGUGGACGACCUUGCUGAUUUGGACAAGAUAGAAUGGCCGGAUAAUUCUAAUGGACUGAAGAUUUCCGCCACCUUUGAAGGAUUGGGACUCACGACGCUUGGGAAGCUACCACCAAAUUCACAAGUUGAAACCCUUCGCUUCAGCAACAACGCGAUAACAACGUAUUGGCCGAACCCCUUUAGCGACGUACCGAACUUAAAAAUACUAUCUUUCUCACAAAACGACCUUGCCGAGUUGACUUCUGAUCUCUUUACAAACAUCAAAAGUUUGGAAGACCUAGAUUUGUCUUACAACAAGUUGACUCGCAUCAGUCCAUUGGACUUGAAGAAUGUCCAACGCCUAAAGAAAUUAAACCUUCAAAGCAAUUCGCUUAGAAAGUUCCCGGUAGAGGCGUUACAGUCCAUGAAUGUUCUGGAAGACCUGGAUUUAAGUAAAAAUGGAAUAAUAGACGUUUUGUUGCGGAGGGCAGUUACUGACGGAUUGAAAGGAGUGAAACGAUUGAACCUUAGUGGUAAUAGAAUAAGGUCUAUUGUUAAGGAUUCUUUUCCGGAAGAUAAUAAUAUCGAACUUCUGGACCUUUCAAACAACGUAAUCGAAGUUAUCGAAGAAGAGGCUUUUUUGACCUGCACCAGUUUACGUGAAUUGAACCUAGCACAGAACAACAUAACGUUUACUUUCGCACUUCCACCUACACUUCAAAUCGCGAUACUUAGGAUUAAUACCCUGUACCACUGGCCUAAAUUCCCUGCUGGAAUCACAUAUAUCGACUUAUCGUAUAAUCGACUAUCAGCUCUCUAUGACGAAACCAGCAUUGACUUUCACAACUUAGAGAUUCUUAACAUUGGAGGGAAUCAAAUAAAAGAAUUCGACUUACAAAAGAAAUUGCCACGGCUCUUCAGUUUGGAUAUUUCGUACAAUAUCAUUCCUGAAGUCCCUAAAUGCAUCAGCAGCCAGAAUUUCCCGACUUUAGAAGAAUUAAGAUUAGAUGGCAACCCAAUCGAUAGUAUUUACUUUAAAAAUAUAAUUGCUCUUAAAAAUUUGUAUAUGAAUGAUAUGAACAAACUUUCUAUUGUGGAAGAUAAAGCUUUCAGUAACGUGAUUGGUCGACCGGGAGAUGAGAUAGUGUAUGAGAAGACAUGCUUCUCUCUCUAUUUAUCAAAUUGUGCAUCGCUUCGCGAAAUUCAAGAAGGCGCGUUUGAUGGGACUACGUUGUGUAUGCUAGAUAUAAGCAAGAACAACCUAACACAUCUAUCGAGAACGCUCCUUGAAUGGAGGUCCCUAACGGAGGGGGCUAAUCUCCAGUUUAACCCAUGGCAUUGCUCCUGCGACAUGGAAUGGGUUCUAAAGGACUUACUUCCACAGAUGUACAAGACAAACUCCUUACUCCUCAGUGAAUUUAGGUGUGGGUCUCCACGUGCCUACGAAGGUCUACGCCUGGUUCAUUGGUACAACUGGACCGAACAGGCAAUGUGCACAGAUGCUUAUGGUUUAGACAAUUAUCAGAUUGAACCGUCAACAAUAAAAUCAUCACAAAUUAGUUCCUUGACUUUAAUCCUCGCUGGAUGCAUCAUUGCAGCGCUGAUCGUUGCUACAGCGCUGUCCGUUUACCUCAUACGAAAUAGACGAAGACACAAUGUGAGGCAAGCCGCUUUAAAACGAAAGCGACAAAGCGCUUUAGAUGUAAGAGAGGCCAAUGGGCACGAGCAGUUCUCAGCUUUAAAUAAAGCGUGA